Bradysia coprophila is the source of this 1956-nucleotide messenger RNA. RefSeq names its product glucose dehydrogenase [FAD, quinone]-like. Gene Ontology annotation, molecular function: flavin adenine dinucleotide binding; oxidoreductase activity, acting on CH-OH group of donors. NCBI's taxonomy places the organism in Eukaryota, Metazoa, Arthropoda, Insecta, Diptera, Sciaridae. The record is from RefSeq and is a predicted model, not a curated record.
AAUGAAUACGUGUCUGAAUCACACUCUCAACUUGUUAUCUACACAAAGUGUUGGAGUAGCCGAUCAGCUGUUUGCAGCCUUGAUACAAACAUUAUUAACAGUCCAAUGUGCCGUCUCGCCAGAAGGAAUGUGGCCCCGAGAUUAUGGACGAAUUGCAACGAAACGGGAACUUGAUGUGUACGACUUCGUUGUGAUUGGUGGUGGAACAGCUGGAUCGAUAGUAGCGAGUCGACUGAGCGAAAACCCCAAAUGGAAUGUAUUGUUGCUUGAGGCCGGUGGAGAUCCUCCAUUUGAAUCCGAAAUUUUCGGCUUUGAAUCCACACUUCGAGGCACGCAUGUGGACUGGCAGUUUAGCGCAAAGUCAUCGAAAGCAUGUCAAGCACAACCGGAUGGCUGCUUUUGGCCGAGUGGUAAAAUGUUAGGUGGUUCGUCAAGCAUAAACGGUAUGGUUUAUGUGCGUGGCAAUAAGUUCAAUUACGAUUAUUGGUCCGAGCUGGGCAACACUGGCUGGGACUAUGAAAACGUGUUGCCCUAUUUUAAGAAAAGUGAGUGCAAUCAGAAUGCUUCCGUGGUUGCAUUCAAGGGCGGGCGUUACCAUAGCAAUAAGGGACCGAUGAAGAUCGAAACGUUUGGAGAUUUCCUGGCUACAGACCGAAUAUUCAUCGAUGCAGCUGUGGAAAGUGGCAUGAAACCUGUCGAUGAUAUAAAUGCCGAUGAAACAAGCGGAUAUGUGAAUCUUCAAGGAACGAUUUUCCAUGGUCGCCGACAGAGUAGCGCUAAGGCAUAUUUGAUUCCAGCCAAACAUCGAUCCAAUUUGCAUGUCAUUAAAAAUGCGCUCGUCCAAACCAUUCUGGUCAACAAGCGCAACCUAGCCUAUGGUGUACGGUUUGAUUACAAUAACGGUACAAUCAUGGAGGCGUAUGCCCGUAAAGAAGUGAUUUUAUCAGCUGGUGCCAUUAUGAGUCCAGUACUGUUGAUGCUAUCAGGCAUCGGACCGCUUGAUCAAUUGAACAAACACAAAAUCAAACCGAAAAAGUACUUGAACGGCGUCGGCAAGAAUCUGUACGAUCAUCUCGUUGUUCGAAUGUUCUUCACCUUCGAUCCAACCGAAACGCCACAAUCUUCCGAAUUCGAUAAUUUGUAUCAAUUUGCCAUUCACAACAGCGGACCGUUGGUGUCAAUGCGACAGGUGAGCGGGUACCUAAAUUCAAAGAACGAUUCGACGCGUCCAGCCGAUAUUCAAUUCUACCACGCCUAUUUCGGACGGAACAGUUCCGCAUUCGCUUCCUACAUGAAACGGGAACGCUUCAAUGACGACACAUUGCAGCAACUGCUGUCGUUGAAUACGGAUCGGGAUGUUGCUGUGGUCUUUUCCCUUGACCUGCAACCGAAAUCGAAUGGAUAUAUCGAAUUGAACGGAACAGAUGUCCGCAAUAAGCCAAUUAUCACUCCGAAGUACUUCGAUCGGAGGGAGGACAUGGAAACUAUGCUGCGCGAAGUGAAGCGGCAGAUAGCAUUCACCGAUUCCGAGUCGUACAGAGCGCAUGGCGGUCAAUUUGCCUGGUUGCCAUUGAAAGCUUGCCAACAGUUCGAAAUGAAGUCAGACGCGUAUUUGGAGUGCUACAUUCAACAAUUGACCGACACCGCUUACCAUUAUGUGGGCACUUGUAAAAUGGGUAUCGGUACGGAUUCAGAAGCUGUUGUUGAUUCGAACCUACGAGUAUAUGGUGUCGAUGCACUACGAAUCGUCGAUGGCAGCAUAAUGCCGUACAUAACAUCGGGAAACACAAAUGCUCCAAUCACUAUGAUUGCAGAGAAGGCUUCCGAUUAUAUUAAAAGUCAAUAUCGUGCCAGCAUCGCAAGUCGCAAUCGAAUCGUUUUUCGAUACAGCUGAGCAUCACUGUAUCCUGAUAAUUCUUUAGGGCCGCCUAAGUGUUUUAAGGUUUUUUUGGGGAU